GAGGACGCUCCGGGCCGCGCUGAGGGCAGCGCCGCCGCCGAGAGGAGCGGAGCAACGCGGAGCGGAGCCGCGGGUCUCGCCCAGCCCGGGGCAACCGGAAGAAAAUGAGCCUGAAAUCUGAACGCAGAGGGAUUCACGUUGAUCAGUCGGAGCUACUGUGCAAGAAAGGAUGUGGUUACUAUGGCAAUCCUGCUUGGCAGGGAUUUUGCUCCAAGUGCUGGAGAGAGGAAUACCAUAAGGCCAGGCAGAAACAGAUUCAAGAGGAUUGGGAGCUGGCAGAGCGGCUUCAGCGUGAGGAAGAAGAAGCCUAUGCCAGUAGCCAGAGCACCCAAGGGGCACAGUCACUGACCUUUUCCAAGUUUGAAGAAAAGAAAACCAAUGAGAAAACACGGAAAGUCACUACUGUGAAGAAGUUCUUCACUGCUUCUUCCAGAACAGGAGCUAAGAAGGUGGCUCAAGAGAAAGGCGUUAAGCAAGGACAGCCUGGGAGGGAGCGAAAUGCUGAUAACAUUCUCAGGGAUUUGAAGGAGAUUUUUACUCCCUCCUGGGAACUGGCUUCCCCUUCUGAAGCAGAGAUCCAAGAAGCCAAGGCUCCCAGCCCUUCUAUAAACAGGCAAGCCAGCAUCGAGACAGAUCGGGUAUCCAAGGAAUUCAUAGAAUUCCUCAAGACAUAUCAUAAGCCUGGACAAGAUAUCUAUAAGCAAUGUAAGCUCUUUUUGGACACGAUGAAUCAUAAAAGGGACUUAAGUAUUGAGGAGCAAUCUGAAUGUGCUCAGGACUUCUACCAAAAUGUAGCAGAGAAAUUACAGACACGUUGGAAAGUGCCCCCUGAAAAAGUGGAGAAAGCAAUGGAUCAGAUUGAAAAAUACAUUAUGACUCGACAGUAUAAAUAUGUCUUUUGCCCUGAGACAACAGAUGAUGAGAAGAAAGAUCUUGCUGUCCAAAAGAGAAUCAGGGCUUUGCACUGGGUAACUCCACAGAUGCUCUGUGUUCCUGUCAAUGAAGAAAUCCCAGAAGUCUCUGAUAUGGUUGUAAAAGCAAUUACAGAUAUCAUUGAAAUGGAUUCAAAGCGUGUCCCUCGUGAUAAACUAGCGUGUAUCACCAGGUGCAGCAAGCAUAUAUUUAAUGCAAUAAAAAUCACAAAAAAUGAACCAGCUUCUGCUGAUGACUUUCUUCCAACACUUAUAUACAUCGUUUUGAAGGGAAACCCACCCCGUCUGCAGUCUAACAUCCAGUACAUCACCCGCUUCUGUAAUCCAAGCAGGUUAAUGACAGGAGAAGAUGGUUACUAUUUUACCAAUCUGUGCUGUGCUGUGGCCUUCAUUGAAAAACUGGAUGCUCAGUCUUUAAACCUAAGCCAGGAAGACUUUGAUCGGUUUAUGACUGGUCAGACAUCCCCAAAGAAGCAAGAAGCCGACAGUUUCUCACCUGAUGUGUGCCUGGGUGUUAAGCAGAUGUAUAAAAACUUAGACCUCCUGUCUCAGUUGAAUGAGAGGCAGGAAAGAAUUGUCAAUGAAGCCAAGAAGCUUGAGAAAGACCUAAUAGAUUGGACUGAAGGAAUUACAAAGGAAGUCCAAGAUAUUGUUGAGAAAUAUCCAUUAGAAGUAAAGCCAAAAAGUCAAGCCUUAGCAGCUAUUGACUCUGAAAAUGUGGAGAAUGACAAGCUGCCCCCACCACUGCAGCCUCAGGUGUAUGCAGGGUAAUUAUCAGUGUUACCCUUGAAAAGCAGCAUUAUUUUCACCUAGUGUUACCUGCUACUUGGGGAGGGAAGUAAAUUUAAGGCUAAAAAAUCAGAUGAGCUUAAAUCAGUACAUUUUUAAAGGUGCAUUUUGUUCUGGUUAAGUGUAAUGAAUUGUAUUUAUUUUAGGUGGAUUUCUAUCAGGCUUUUGUGGGUUUUUGAACUGAAUUUCAAUUUUCUACACAAACUGGUGUAAUUUUUAAGCAACACUAGUCCAUUGACUUCUUUCCUGAGAGCUUCCUUCUGGGCAUGCACUUACUUGGUUUUAAUGGUUAGUUUAACUUGAAUUCAAGUUCCAGCAGAAACUUGAAUGGCACCCAUGUGAGCCUGAAUUUCUCCUGUAGCUGUAAAGAUGAAAUAUAUAUUGUAAAAUAUGUAAAAUUGUAAAUAGAUUUCAAAUCUUAACGUCUCAGCUGUGCAUGACAUCUUGUGUUUGAGUGAAAAUGAUGCCCAGAGUAUUCAUUUUAACACCUUUUGGUUAAAUCCUAUUGCAGUAUAAAGGGCAAGUACACUGUUAAUGAUUCAGUAAGGUAGAUGGUAUUGAUUGAAUCAGAGGAGAUUGUUGUAAUGAUCUGAAAAGUUCACACUAAUCUCAAUAUGCUCUGUAAAAAAAAAAAGUGCAAUUUAAAAGAUGGUAUUUCUCCA
Molecule: messenger RNA, 2383 nt
Organism: Neopsephotus bourkii (Bourke's parrot)
Lineage: Eukaryota; Metazoa; Chordata; Aves; Psittaciformes; Psittacidae
Gene: RABGEF1
Product: RAB guanine nucleotide exchange factor 1
Exons: 10
Coding region: 105-1703 (532 amino acids)
Biological process (GO): vesicle-mediated transport
Cellular component (GO): endocytic vesicle; cytosol
Molecular function (GO): zinc ion binding; guanyl-nucleotide exchange factor activity; small GTPase binding
Source: RefSeq, a predicted model, not a curated record